Molecule: messenger RNA, 1617 nt
Organism: Papaver somniferum (opium poppy)
Lineage: Eukaryota; Viridiplantae; Streptophyta; Magnoliopsida; Ranunculales; Papaveraceae
Exons: 5
Coding region: 1-1617 (538 amino acids)
Source: RefSeq, a predicted model, not a curated record
AUGGGCAUUUUAUCCAAGACCCAGCCAAGAAAUCGGUUUUGUUCAAGAGCUUCUCUCUUCAAAAUCACAGCUCUCUUGUUUAUAUUUUCUCUCUUCUCUCUUGUCCUAUUUAAGGUGGAUGAUACGGUUUCUCAAAUAGCAACCGGAACAAAAACAGUUGUAGGUCACAACUUGGGGCAAACGCCGUGGCAUCGAUUCCCGCCUAAACAGUUAGACGAGAAAAACAACACCAAGUACACCAAAGCUGCCAAUUUGAUAAAGUGCUCCUACUUCACCUGUCUGUUCAGCUCCAACCCCGGCAACACACCACUCAACCAUCACCAUAAACUACUCAACUCAUCUACGUGUCCUUCUUUCUACCGUUGGAUUCAUCGUGAUCUAGAACCGUGGGCUCAAUCGAAAAUAGCUGUGGGAAACUUGAUGGAAGCCCAAGCCCAUGCUGCUUUUCGGGUGGUGAUUUACGGCGGAAAACUCUACGUGGAUUUCUACUACGCGUGUACGCAGACGCGCGCCAUGUUUACGAUAUGGGGUUUACUGCAGCUUCUGCGUAGGUAUCCCGGGAUGAUACCGGACGUUGAUCUAAUGUUUGAUUGUAUGGACAGAUCUUCUGUUAGCCGCAAGAGAUAUAGGCCAGGGAGAAGGUGGCCGCCACCACCGCUGUUUCGUUACUGCACCACUGACUGGGAGUUUGACAUUCCGUUCCCCGAUUGGUCAUUUUGGGGGUGGCCCGAAACAAAUAUACAACCAUGGGACAAGGAAUUCGAUAACAUCAAGAAAGGAAGCGGAGCCCAAAGUUGGAGUAACAAAACUGCACAUGCAUACUGGAAAGGUAACCCGUAUGUCGCGUCGCCGGUUCGAAUGGAGUUAUUGAAAUGCAACGAUACUAAGUUAUGGGGAGCUGAAGUUUUUAUCCAGGAUUGGAUCAAGGAAAAACAAGUUGGAUUCAAGACAUGCGAUUUAGCAAGCCAGUGUAAACAUAGGUACAAGAUUUACGCCGAGGGGUUUGCAUGGUCGGUAAGCUUGAAGUACAUUCUUUCGUGCGGUUCGCUUCCGUUGAUGAUAAAUCCGGUAUUCCAAGAUUUCUUUAGCCGUGGCCUUGUGCCCAAAGAAAAUUAUUGGCCUGUUACUUUUUCAAAUCUAUGUCGCUCCAUAAAAUUUGCUGUUGAUUGGGGAAACGCAAACCCGUCACAGGCGGAGGAAAUAGGUAAAGGAGCGCAAGACUUGAUGGGAACUCUGAAUAUGGAAAGAGUUUACGACUAUAUGUAUCACCUUAUCAACGAAUACUCGAAACUCCAAAACUUCAAACCAGUUCCACCAUCAACUUCGCAGGAAGUGUGCAUGGAGUCUGUUCUUUGUUAUGCAAAUGAAAGAGAGAAGGGAUUUUUGAAAGGGUCGAUUGCUUCGCCUUCGUUGUCAAUGCCGUGUACAUUACAAUCGCCUGAUCGUGAAUUAGUAGAAAAUUUGAUUCAAAAGAAUCGACAAAUAAUUGAUGAUGUGCAAGAGAUGGAGAGGAUACAAAUGGAACAGAAUGACACGAGAAAUAUUGUACCAGCAUCAUCCAUGGAACAGAAUGACACGAAAAAUAUUGUACCAACACCGUCAAUGCAACCAAACUAG